This is a messenger RNA of Pistacia vera, 1656 nucleotides long. Its product is annotated as pentatricopeptide repeat-containing protein At4g02750-like. Gene Ontology annotation, molecular function: protein binding; RNA binding; pyridoxal phosphate binding. NCBI's taxonomy places the organism in Eukaryota, Viridiplantae, Streptophyta, Magnoliopsida, Sapindales, Anacardiaceae. The record is from RefSeq and is a predicted model, not a curated record. Gene Ontology annotation, biological process: biosynthetic process; RNA modification.
AUGGCUGACACCAUUUAUGAGUGUAUACCUUGGAUAUUUUGCAUCUUGUCUACGAAACCUUACUACUCUGUGGUUCACAGUCCUCUGAGUGACUUCAACGACUUGUUUAUUUUGGAUGGAGACUUUGCACCAAUGGUUGAACUCGUGAAGCUCCGGAAGAAGUAUGGCUUUUUGUUAGUCUUAGAUAAUGCUCAUGGAACAUUUGUCUGUGGCAAAAGUGGUGGGGGAGUGGCCGAGGAAUUCAAUUGCGAAAGAGAUAUAGACAUAUGCAUUGGCACUCUGAGUAAUGCGGCAGGUUGUCAUGGUGGUUUCAUAGCAUGCAGCAAAAGGAGGAAGCAGUUCAUACAAUCUAGGGGUCGUUCUUUUAUAUUUUCAACUUCUGCAUCAAUUCUCAUUGCUGCUGCAGCACAUGAGAAUGGCUUUUUCUUGGAUGGGUUUAAGUAUUUUUAUCAAAUGCUUAAUUUUGGAGUCUUACCUGUUAUUUUUGCGUAUUCUGCAAUUAUGCAGACAUCUGUUGGUUUAAAAUGCAUUGACUUGGGUAGAAUGGAAGUUCAUGGGAUGGUUUUGAAGUCUGGUCAUGAUAUGAUGGUUAUUAGUGUUUGUAAUGCAAUUGCUGAUGCAUAUGCCAAAUGUGGAGCUCUUGAAUACGUAAAAAAGAUUUUUUACAGGAUGGAGGACAGAGAUAUGUUCUCAUGGACAACCCCGGUGACUGCUCACUCUCAAUGCUUGGAGUGGGAGGAAGCACUGGCUAUUUCUUCACAGAUGACAGAAGAAGGUUUUAGACCCAACCAGUUUACCUUUUCUAGUGUCCUGGUUUCUUGUUCUGGCCUUUGUUUUCUUGAGUAUGGACGGCAAAUUCAUGGUCUUUUGUGCAAGGCUGUUGGCACGGACAAGCGCAUAGAGAGUGCUCUGGUGGACAUGUAUGCAAAAUGUGGCAGUGUAAGUGAGGCAGAGAAAGUCUUUGAAAGGAUUUCUAACCCUGAUACUGUCUCAUGGACAGCUAUGAUAUCAAGUUAUGCUCAACAUGGUCUCUCAGAGGAUGCCCUUAGAGUCUUUAGAAAGAUGGAGCAACUGGGUAUGAAGCCUAAUUCUGUUACUUUACUUUGUGUUCUGUUUGCUUGCAGCCACGGAGGACUGGUAGAGCAAGGAUUAAUUUGUUUUCAACAAACGGAACAAAAUUAUGGUCUGGUGCCAGAGAUGGAACAUUAUGCUUGUAUUGUUGAUCUAUCUGGUCGUGUGGGUCGUUUGGAUGAUGCAAUGGAGUUUAUAAGAAAGAUGCCAAUCGAGCCCAACGAAAUGGUCUGGCAAACCUUGCUGGGAGCAUGCAGAGUUCACGGCAAUGUUGAGUUGGGUGAAAUUGCUGCAGAGAAGGUCCUUUCAGUUAGACCAGACUCAGCUACCUAUGUUCUAUUAUCGAACACGUAUAUUGAGAGUGGGAGUUUUGAAGAUAGCCUUACUCUUAGAGAAGUAAUGAAAGAGAAAGGUGUAAAAAAGGAACCAGGAUAUAGUUGGAUUUCUGUACAAGGUAAAGUCCACAAAUUCUAUGCAGGCGAUCAACAUCAUCCACAAAAAGGUGACAUCUUUGCCAAGUUAGAAGAGUUAAGGGAGAACGUUAAGUCCAUGGGUUAUAUACCAGACUUGAAUAUUGCUUUGUGA